Messenger RNA from Exophiala aquamarina CBS 119918, 1257 nucleotides. RefSeq lists its product as uncharacterized. The transcript has a single exon. NCBI's taxonomy places the organism in Eukaryota, Fungi, Ascomycota, Eurotiomycetes, Chaetothyriales, Herpotrichiellaceae. Gene Ontology annotation, cellular component: mitochondrial matrix. Bases 1 to 1257 code for a protein of 418 amino acids. Gene Ontology annotation, molecular function: protein binding. The record is from RefSeq and is a predicted model, not a curated record.
AUGCCUGCAGCGCCGAGUCUCAGUAGAUACAGGCCAUUCAUCUGCGCCGAAUGCCGAACCGCAAGUCGACCGGCCAUCCCCUCCCAGCACCGCGGUUUCGCAAGCUCUCGCCGACACAAGAAUCCGCCCUCGAACAAGACCAAGUACCUCCAACUUACCAAUCGAGCUCUCAUUCGGCUCGCAGGCCCUGACGCCGCACUAUUCCUCCAUAAUAUCAUCCCGGCCAAAAUAUUGGACACCGGAAGCACAAGACCGAUCUAUACCGCCUUCCUGUCCGCCCAUGGACGCAUCCUGAACGACGUAUUUGUGUAUCCUCCGGGCGGGACAGGAAAUCUUGAAGAGUGGUUUCUAGAGGUGGACAGUGAAAGUGCAGGCGACCUCCUAAACCAUUUGCGAAAGCACAAACUGCGGUCCAAAUUCCAGCUCGCGAAGUUGGACCCUGGCCAGAUAGGCGUAUUCUUCGCAUGGCCGGGCUGUGUCGACGAUCUCGAAGUGGAUGGGCGCUUGAACGAAGCGGGCCGGACUGGAGGCAAAGACCCUAGACCUGGGAUGGGUACGAGGUGGCUGGACCAGAUGAAAUCCAAGGCAGACUUUUUAAACCACCUCGAAGACCAUGGGUUCGCCCACGCCUCGCUUGACGAAUACACAGUGCACCGGAUGACAAACGGUUUCGCAGAGGGACAAUCGGAGAUCAUCACCGCAAGUGCUCUCCCACAGGAGAGCAACAUCGACUUCUUCGGCGGGAUUGAUUUCUUCAAGGGCUGCUACCUCGGGCAGGAACUAACCAUCCGAACACAUCACACCGGCGUGGUGAGGAAGAGGAUUUUACCUGUGCAGCUUUACAGUGCCGGAAAUAAACCUGCAGAUUCCCAGCAGCUCCCAGAAUACAGUCCCGACCAGGCUCUACCCUCGCCACCAUCGCAAUCCAACAUAUCCAAACAGAAUGCACGUGGCCGCGGUCGGAGCAGCGGCAAGUAUCUAUCGGGGAUCGGCAAUAUUGGCCUAGCCCUGUGUCGUCUAGAGAUGAUGACUGAUAUCCAGCUGACGGCGGACAGGACGAACUUCGACCCCAACGAGGAAUAUAAAGUGCAGUGGGAAAUUGAAGGGCAAGAUGGAGAGCAACAGCAGCAAGUCAUGUUGCAACCUUUCGUGCCCAAGUGGCUGAGAGAUGGUGUUCAGCAGAGCCUACAUAGGAAGGAGAAGAGGGCAAAACCAAAGCCUCGGCAAGAAGAUGAGGAGUAUGACGAGGUAGACUAA